GUUUCACAGGGAGCAGAGGCAUUUGAGUCGGGGCACACAUGCCUCAGCUGUGAGAGGCCCUACUCCCCUUGGCUGGCUGGCAUCCCAGAGCAGAGGCAGAGAGAGAGAGAGACGGUGUGUGAGACCGAGGGUGAAGAGAAAGUUUUAGUGUAAAGUAGAGUAGAAAGAGGCAAAGAAAGGUUUUAGAAAGUUACUCAGAGAUAAAGAAGAGGAUCAGGGACCGGCUCCUGCUGGCUGUUUUUCUGUCGUGUAUUUUUAUCUGUACUGAGCAGGUGCUGUGUGUUUGGAGUUGACAGCCAUGGCGGAUACAGGUGUCAAGAUGGAGCACCAAGCAGAAGUGCCUUAUGAUGAUGACGACAAGGUCGGUCUUGUGGGUGCUGCUACUGAGCCGGCAGUCGAUGAAGACGACCCAGCUGAGGAGGUGGACCUGGUGCUGGCCACUGGCCCCAGAGGAAAGAGCGAAGCGCAGAUGAAUGGGGUCAUGGUUUUGUCUCUGCUAGACAAGAUUAUCGGAGUGGUCGACCAGAUCCAGGUGACCCAGAAUGGGCUGGAGGCCCGGCAGGAGGCCAUGGAGAAGUCUGUGUCGACCAUCCAGGGGGAACUGGCCAAGCUGUCAAAGAACCACGUCGGAACGGCCAACACGGUCAACAAGAUGCUGGAAAAAGUUCGCAAGGUCAGCGUCAAUGUGAAGACGGUACGCAGCAACCUGGAGAAGCAGGCAGGUCAGAUCAAGAAGCUGGAGAGCAACGAGAGCGAGCUGCUGAAGAGGCGUAACUUUAAAGUCCUCAUCUACCAGGACCAAGUGAAGCCACCAAAGUCCAAAUCAAAGACAGGAGAGAUGGCUGAGGGUACAGUCGUAGAGGGGCUUGAGCAGAUACCUGAAGAGGGAAAAGAGGGCGUUACAGAUAAUCUCAAUUCAGAUGAAGAGGUGGAGAUUGAAGAGAUCAUCGAGGAGUCUCGUACCAAGCGCCUCCAACGCUCCACCAAGCAGCAAGUGGACAAUAUCAAGAAAGCCUUCUCCAAAGAGAAAAUGGAGAAGACCAAACUAAAGACCAAGGAGAACUUGGAGAAGACCAAGCAGAGAACCCGCGAGAAUCUGGAGAAGACGAGACAGAGGACCCGUGACAACUUGGAGAAAACCAAACACAGCCUGGAGAAGAAGAUUGGCAAGCUUGGGACCCGCAUGACACCCAACCAAGAGCGCAGGGCGAAGCUGAAGAGCUCCAAAGACAAAGUGAAGAAGUCUCUAACUCCUGACCACACCGUCUACGCUCGCUCUAAGACGACCGUGUACCGCGUCCCUCCUUUCACGUUUCAUGUGAAGAAGAUCCGAGAAGGUGAGGAGGAGGUGCUGGAGAACACAGAGAUGGUGGAGGUGACCGAGGCAGAGGGCCAGCCGGGGGGAGAGGAGAACGGGCUCGGUGUGCAUGUGGAGGUGGAGGAAGGAGAGCUAGUGAGUGUAGACAGCCCAGAGAUGGAGGCUCUGUUGGAGGUGACUGAAGACUCUCAGCUGGUCAGCGUGGAUGCAGACCACCUAAAGAAGGCCCAAAGCGAAUAGAGUGUCCCAUGUCUGCACGGAUGUGAGGAGAAGAAGGAAGAAUGAAGAGAGUUUGAUAAAAGGGUCUAAACACAAGGACACAAUAUUAGUCGUAGAGACUUCUUCGAUGUGUUCUCAAGUAAUGAUAACAUUUGUUUUCUGUUCUCUUUUUAUUGUACCAAACAGGGAGGAUUUUCAUAUUUGCUUAGCUUUAGCACAAAAAUAAGAAAACACAACAAAAACACAGCACUUACUUUAACAUUGAGGCAUGCUUCAGGCUGACUGGUUAUACUAGCUUUGACUAUUAAGAGUGUUUGUGGUCUGUUAGUUUGAUUAAUUGAGUGAAACAAAGAAAAAGGUAUAAAUAGUUUCUAUUGUUGAGCUGUUAUGUAUAAUGUAAUAUUUUCUAUGAAUGAUAUGCACAUUGUCACGUGUAAACAGGAAGUUGUUGGGUGCAUUUAUAGAGGGUUUAAGGGAUGUUUUCUGCACAGUUAGAGUAAAAUUAUGAACAAAUGGGCAACAUUUAGAGAAGUAGAUAUGGAAAUUAAGAUUAGAUGAUGCAGAAGGGCAGGAUAUGAGUUGGACUGGAGUUGAAAUAGAUUUUGAAUGAAGAAAACAGUAUUAUUACAUACUAAAAGCUUUAGAGAUUUUAUACUGCCACUCACUCAGACAUGUGUCCAUAAUCUAGUGACUGAGCGCAUCAGCUACGAUGCUGAUGAUCUGAAAGUAGACGCAGGAAAAAUAUACAGGGACAAUUAUGAAUCACAACACCUGUAGGUGACUAUUUAUUUUAAGACCUAAUGUUUCUGUUUGAUAGUAAUGAAAGUAUAUGUUUAUUUUUCUUUAUUUAUAGAGCAUCUUUUAAGUAAUCAAUGCGUCUGAAAAUGAAAUAAAAUUCAAACAGAAGCAUCAUGAGGUUGUCACAAUACCAGAAUUUUAAACUUUUCUAGUAGAGCCAAAAAAUAUUGGUUUGGAUACAACAGCAACAAAACAGUAAUUUUAAUUUUCAAAAAUGUUUGACACCCACUGUCUUAGAUGCACAAAAACGUUGGCAAUGUUCUCUGACAAAAGGCUCAAACAAAAGGCUGUAUUUUUUUUGUUACAACUGAUCAUCAAAAUAACAGAGACCAUUAGAUGUGGACUUUCUAAUGAUAUCAAAUAAAACAUGGUGUAAUUAACUCAUUAUUGUUGUAAUACUUCAUUUCUUCUGAAAGAUGUGGACAUUUAAACAGUUAGAACAGUUUCCUAUCACUUGCUCACCUUAAGUAGCCCAUCCCACUUGACCCACUUCUGUUCUGAUGCAAUUGUCUUCCGCUGAAGCUCUUUUUCUUCUGGUUAUUGGGAAAUCCUCUCACAGAAUAAAAAAUAACUGACACAAUGAAUGAAAACCUGAUUUGCAUUAAAUACUACUUACCGCUAUUUUCCUUAAAUUUUGCACAAAGUCACAUCUUAAUACUGACUAUUGCCAUGGCAGCCAAUAACAAUGAGAAGCAUGAGCGCCGUGUUGUCAUACAACAUAAGGUGAAUGUGAGGAUGACAUCAAACUGCGCUGUGCUGGGUGCCAUAUUUAAAGGAAUACUUUGUUUUGCUUAAUUUGAGUUACCUGACACCUUUCAUCUAUACUGAAAGAAAAAUGUUUUAAAAACUGAAUGGCUAAUAAAGGAUUUAAAAGUAAAGAAAGAAAUGAAAAGAAAGCUAAAAAAAAUCUAUCAGGAAAACUGAGUUUCAGCCUGAAACAGAUGGAUAAAGAGAAAUGUGCAUGAAAAAUGAAACAGAUUCAUACAAGUUGGCAGCUCAGGACAGGACUGCAACUCUGAUUAACCCAGAGAUGGUAAACGCACAUGACUAUUGUACACUGGUAAAAGUAAAGUAAAAGUUAAAAUUGCCUUAAGUUAAAAUAAAAGUACUGGUCUAUAAAUCAACUCAAGUAAAAGUAAAAAGUACUGAGCGGCUAUUGAGGAGUUGUAUAGUGAAAUAUAGUUCAUCAUAAGAAGUAAACAGUACCUUUCCUUAUUGGCAAAAAUAAGAAAAUAGCUCUACAAACAGGUUGUUCAGGUAAAGCCACACCUCUAUAAUAAAGUAAAAUACAAAGCAAAUUGACACUGUUAAUUAAACUCGUAUAGAGUUCAAAUUAACAGUUUAAAAGUAUCUAUUUUGAUCCAUAUUAUAGUUAAAUUACACUUUUGAAAGUAUUAAGAACUUUACAGUUUGUCAGAACUGCUGUAACUCUUGAAAAUCUGUGGCAAGGUUGGUCAUCUGUGGAAAGAGCAAAGCUGAGAAUUGGCCACACAGCAAGGCAAUACAUACUGAUGAAGAAUUUUCACUAAACAUCCUUUGGUCAAAAGUCACAGGCCAGAACUCAAACUCUGUUGAUAACUUCACUCAUGGUGCAAACGUGUCUAACAUCUUAAAUACAACAAUCCACUAGAAACAUGAGCAAAAGAACUCCAGCAAGGUCACCGUACAACAGAGAACAUCCCAACACAACUAAAUACAUACAAAACAAAUCUAAACACUGCCCAAGGGCAUGAUGGGGAACUCCACCAGAUCAAUUAAUUCCACUAAAUUGGUCUAACACUGAUGGAUCGAUACUGAAGACCAUUUCACUCAGAAUAGAGACAAAAUUACACUUUCACACUUAAAAUCAACUCAGAAAUGUUUAGCCCUGAGUUAUCAAGACUUUUGCUCUGGACAGCAGCUGUUUCAGAUGUAGUGUAAAAUAGUGCAGCUACUCUAGUUAAAACUUAAGUAGAAGUAAAAGUACUGAUUUCAAAAUGUUCUCAGAAAGCACAAGUACACAAAAACUACUUGAUUACAGUAGUUAUAGUAAAUAUAAUAAGUUACUUUCCACCCCUGUGUGAACCACCAGUCACAUAUUCUAACUUUUUUCUGUUUGGACUGAGUGCUUACACUUUGUGUGAGUUUACAUGCUAUACAUUUUUUUGUGCUCAUGAGCAGUUUUGCAGAGAAUGAGUGCAAGACCUGUAAGUAGCACAGCUGUACUCAGCAAACUCUUUGUGGCUUAAACCAGACAAAAUACAAAGCUUUCAAAAGAUCAUCCUGGCAGAAAAUGGGAAUGUUUAAUAUUUGGGUUAUGUCGCCUACAGCCCCUUUAAAAAAAAAAAAAAAAAAAAAAAAAGACUAAUAUUUUCUUGAUCUUCAUCAGGGAAAAUCAAGUGCUGCAGCAUCACUCAUAGCCUAGAAAUCAUUUUCUGAGAAAAAUGUGUUCCAUUAUCAGUUUUACCCAGCUUGAUUUUGCGAUCUCCUUUGGAUCUCUGCAAUACUGUAGUCCUGCUGUACUAAGUCAGUUUUGCCUUUUUCAGUCAAACAAAAUGGGCAGGGUUUUCUAUGAUGGUGUUAGUAGUCCAACAUUCAAUGAGGCAUGAUGCAACUUCACAUUCUCUAUAUUAAUGGUGAUGCACACAUAGGGUCUACAUGUGCAGUGUUUAACAAAUUUAUCAGACCACCUGUCAUGUUUGUCUCAAAGACCAUCCAGCAUCAUGAAGUGCUUUAAUGUGGACUCUUUCAUUUUCAGUCAGCUCUCCACGUUUUACCAUUUUGA
Cheilinus undulatus (humphead wrasse) is the source of this 5099-nucleotide messenger RNA. RefSeq names its product caveolae associated protein 1a (gene cavin1a). The transcript has 2 exons. Gene Ontology annotation, molecular function: rRNA primary transcript binding. Gene Ontology annotation, biological process: termination of RNA polymerase I transcription; transcription initiation at RNA polymerase I promoter. Gene Ontology annotation, cellular component: cytoplasm; caveola. The record is from RefSeq and is a predicted model, not a curated record. Bases 299 to 1558 code for a protein of 419 amino acids. NCBI's taxonomy places the organism in Eukaryota, Metazoa, Chordata, Actinopteri, Labriformes, Labridae.